Paramecium sonneborni is the source of this 2101-nucleotide messenger RNA. The record is from the annotation of a GenBank genome assembly. Lineage: Eukaryota; Ciliophora; Oligohymenophorea; Peniculida; Parameciidae.
UAAUGAAAAAGCAUCCUUCCUAAAAUUUAUUAGAUUAUUGUGUAUUUUAUAAAGACAAAUAACUUCCAGCAUUACAUUAAACUGAAGCUGUUAAACGAGCUUUGAUUAUGGAUUCACUAACAAACAAUAACCAUCCACUUAAUUAGUUAAUUGAAAAAAAACAAACAUUUGUACCUUUUAUCAAUGAAAGAGACAGCAUGGGUAGAUUAAUAUCAAGUGAAUCUUAUCAUAGAAAAAGAAAAAGUGAUGCAUCCAGUAUCUUUAAUUCUCCAAAAAGUAGUCACCACUUUCUAAGUAAGAACUCAAUUUCAAAUACAAGUAGUUUAUAUGAAAAUUAACUACCUGCAACAAGGCUAAAAUUAAAGAAUCUUUUAGGAGGUACUCCUGAAAAUACAGAAUUAAUUUAAUCUACUUUAUUAGCUAGUUAAAGCGAAUUUAAAUAAUCAUUUUAGUUUAAUUCUAAACAUAAUCAAGUCUCUUUAAAAAUGCAUAGAAAGAAUAAUAGUUUAUAAAAUAAACUUCCAAUAUUUACUAAGGAAUAAAAGAUUCCAGAAUUAAAAUUGAUCAAGUAACCAACAACACCAUAAGCUACUCGAUUUUAUUAAAGUAAUUUUGUUAUUGAAAUGUUUAAUUAAAAUAAGUAUUAAUCUUUAAAAUAAUAAAAGAAUACCAGAAUAUAAAAUGUAAUAUGUUAUAUUAAUGGAAAGAAUGAGUAAAUUUUAAAUUGAAUUUUUGAAGAAUCUAACUGCAAAUGAAAGAAGAAGAACGUUUGUUAAGUUAGACAAUAAUCGAAGAUUUAAAUUGAGUUUAUUGUUACUAAUUUCUAAACCUCAUACCUAGUAUAGAAUGUUAUAAUGAUUUGUAUAUAAUUUAUAUAUGAUAAUAGUUUAAUUGUUAUUUAUUGUAGCUUGUAUUCACUUUGUUUUAGCCAAAUAUACAAUAUUUUUAGAUACCAAACAAGUAUAAGAAAGUUCCUUUUUAAUUGAUAUCAACUCAACCCAACAAGAAACAAAUAAAACAUUGGAAUUACAAAACUUUUAUAAUUAUUAAUAUGUAGGACAAAUCCGAGUGCUUUCAAAGGAUUCAAUAUUAAAGUAAAUAUUAAACAAUGAAUAGCUUUAAUGUUAUUUUUGAUACAGGUUCAUCACAGAUGUGGUUACCAAGUGUGAAUUGUUAAAGAUGUAAUAAAAAUAAAAUUGGAAUUGUUUGUGAUUAACCAACAUGUAUACCAUCAAAAGAAUAAGCUUAAAUUACAUAUCAUAUUGGUGCUUUAGUAGGAUUCAAAUGUUUAGGCAUGUUCUCAAUAAAUGAACAUUUCGAUGAAUCUCAAUUUAUUUUAGUUGAUGAAGUAACUGGUAUGGAAGGAGCAAUAUAUGAUGGAGUAGUAGGAUUGUAAUAACAAUCAAAUCAUUCAUUUAUUGAAUGGCCUAUUAGUUUAUAUUAUAAUUUUGAAAACUCUAAUCGUUAAUCAUCAAUUACAUUUGGAGGUUAUGAUGAAAGUUUAUUCAAUAAGGAAAUUAGAUUUGUUAAAUCUGAUGAGCAAUGGAUUAUCACAUCUUAAUAAAUAGAUAUUAAUGGUAUAUUGGGAGUUGAUUAUUAUGCGAUGAUUGAUUCUGGAAGUUCUUUACUGAUCUUUCCUAAAAAUAUUUUAAUCAAUUUACAAAAUGUUUUUAAAAACUGUGUCUGGACAGAAAUCAUUAAAUGCUCUUGUCCAACAAAUGAUAUAUUAUAAUACCCAACAAUUAAAAUACUUUUGGAUAAUUAAGAAUUUUCAUUAGAACCAUAAUUCUAUAUUCAUACAAAUAAUCAUGAACCUAUUUGUUAUAUAUUAAUAUCUAAUAUUAGAUCACAUAAUGAUUAGUUAAUGAUAUUAGGUAGUCCAUUUAUGAGAAAAUAUUAUACUAUAUUUGAUAAAUAAAAUAGUUAAAUUGGUUUAGUAGAAUCUUUACAAUUUUAAGAUUCAAAUUCAAAGAAUCUUUUAAAGAACUUUUUUACUUUAAUUGGAUGCACAAUUAUUGCAAUAGGAAUUAUUAAGAUUGUCAAUUAUAUUAUGGAAUAUGAAUUAAGAAAAUAUAAUAAUUAGAAAUCAUUAAUGGUAUGA